AUGCGGGUUCGACGCUCUGAUGCGACAGCAUCAACAUCAACGGCUGUUUCGCCCGGUUCUGGUGCAACAAAACAAAAAUCAUGUGCGGUGAAGAAACGAAAAUCAUCGUCAAAUACGAGUGGACCACAAAGAAUGGAAGUCUAUGAUCAUUUCUACAAUAAAUUUGAGCGUCCCCCGUUGGCACCGAUUUACUAUCCAACUCCGGAAGAAUUCCAAGAUCCCAUAGAAUAUGUUGCCAAAAUCCGAGGGGAAGCUGAAAAGUAUGGAACUGUUAAAAUUGUACCGCCUUCAACAUUCAAACCUCCGUUUGCAAUCGAUAAAGACAAUUUCAUUUUUACUCCAAGAGUGCAGAAAUUGAAUGAGAUUGAAGCUUUAGUCAAAGAAAAACAGACGUUCUUAGAACGAUUAUACAACUAUAACAGAAUGAGCGGGCAUCCAUACGAGCUUCCCGUUGACAAAGACGGAAACGUAAUUGAUCUUCAUCGUCUUCAUAGAAUUGUCCAAAAUUUUGGCGGAUGCUUUGAGGUUAACGAAGAGGAAAAAUGGAAAGACGUUGCGAAGGAAAUGACGACGAGUUCUCGGCCGGUUCCGAACGCUUUCGUCAAUCUUCUCAAGAAUCAUUACAACACAUAUGUUGAGCCAUUUAUACGAAAUGUGAAGGAAAGAGCAUUGAGAAGCGAUGAUGAGAGCGAUGAUGAAAUGGAAGAGCUGAAGCAAAAAUAUCAGCACCACCAUGGAACAUCGAUCAGUUGCAGUCUGAGUUCUGAUGACGAUGGUCCCGUAUCUAUGCAAGGCGGCAAGAGAAGAGUGAAGAAAAAGAGUUCGCAGAAUCCGAGACCGACAAGAAUGAUGGCGGGAGGAGUGAGGAAACAGUCGAGCCCGCGAAAAACACGACGUAGUAAACAGACUGAUGACCCAAUGGACUUGGUAUACUGUAUAACAUGCCACGAAGGAAAUGAUGAGCAUCUUCUGUUGGUUUGUGACAUAGAGGAUUGCAAAAAUGGCCGACACACGUAUUGUUGCGAUCCGCCUCUUAAUGAGAUUCCGCAAGGCGAAUGGCGCUGUCCGCAAUGCAUACAGGCCGAAGACGCGAAAAUCGGACUCGAUUGGGGCUUUUACGAUUCGGAUCAACAAUUCAGCAUUAAUUCAUUCGCUGCAUACGCUGACAAGUUCAAGUGCGAUUUUUUCGGAGUAAAAAAUGCGAAAGAUGUACCUUGCGAGGAGGUUGAAGCCGCUUAUUGGAAGAAUCUCAUCGCCACAUCUGAUCCAGUCAGUGUAAAAUAUGGAGCAGAUUUAAUUUCGAAUAAAGUUGGUAGUGGAUUCCCUCGAAAAGAGGACCGAUUCACGGGUCCUGAUGCGAAACUCAAGGCGCAUUAUGCGAAUCAUGCGUGGAACUUGAACAAUCUGCCAAUUCUCAAGGAAUCCGUUCUAUCACAUGUCGAUCAUGACAUUUCUGGAAUGGUGGUUCCUUGGGUGUACGUCGGAAUGUGCUUCAGUACAUUCUGUUGGCAUACAGAGGAUCACUGGACGUACAGUAUCAAUUACAAUCACUUCGGAGAGCGAAAAAUCUGGUAUGGUGUUGGUGGCGAUGAUGCGGAGAAGUUCGAAGAUGCUCUUCGUAAAAUUGCACCAGGACUCACUGGAAGAUCCCGCGAUCUUUUUCAUCACAUGACGACUGCAGCCAAUCCCGCACUCCUUCGAUCAAUGGGAGUCCCGAUCUACACAGUUCAUCAAAAUCCCGGCGAAUUUGUAAUUACAUUCCCAAGGUCUUAUCAUUCCGGAUACAACGAAGGUCUCAAUUUCGCCGAAGCUGUUAACUUUGCUCCCAUUGAUUGGUUGAGCAAAGGAAGAUUGUGCAUUGAUGAAUAUGCAUCGGUUCGUCGCUACUGUGUAUUUUCUCAUGAAGAGUUGGUGUUUAACAUGGUUGAUGCUCGCGAGAAACUUGGAAUUUCGAUGAGUGUUGCGGCUCUCGAUGAGCUUAUGGAGAUUUCGAAGCGUGAACAGCAUUUGCGUCUGAUGGUCAAUGGAAUGGGAUUCACGCAACAGGAGCACGUGCCUUUUGAGCAACUCAACGAUGAGCAGCGAACGUGCAGAUUCUGCAGGACCACGUUGUUUUUGUCGGCGAUUACCUGCGAGCACGAGCGAAUUGUGUGCCUUCAACAUUAUGAUCAUCUCUGCAAAACUUGCACCUACGCAGAUUGUACAUUACAAAUUCGAUAUGAACUCGAAGACCUCAUACCGUUUAUUGAUCAAUUGGAGACUAGAACUACCGAAUAUCAUGCGUGGAAACUCAAGACUGAUCACGUUCUUCAUGAAGGCGAUAAACCAGAAUUGGAUCAAGUUGAAGAAUUGGUUGAUCUCGCCAAACAAAAUCACUACCCAAUGACAUCGCAUAUGAACAAUUUGGUUAAUAUUCGAAAUAAAGCGCGAUCGGCGAUUGAGAAAGCCAAUCACAUUUUGUACGGAAAAGUUCGAACAAGGGUUGGAACGCGAAUCCAACGCGCCGACAAUCGCCUUGAUGUCGAUGGGCUCCGUGAGUUCAUCGACGAACUUCGAACAAUGCCGUGCAAUAUGGAUGAAAUCGCCGACAAGCUUGAAGAAUUCCUACAACAAGUUUCUGAGUGGCAAACGCUUUCGAAGAGUGUUCUUUCGAAGGAAGACGACAAGAAAUGUGCGCUCAUCGACAUUCAGGAGUUGAUUAACAAAGGAGAAGAGUUCAACGUCAAACUCGAAGAAAUCAAGGAGCUUAGAAAAGAACUGGACAUAUCGGAAUGGCGUACGAAGACGUUGGCGAUUAUUAAUUGGAAACCAUACGAUGGAAUGGAGCUUGAAAAGGAUUUCUCAUGUAUCAAACGAUGGACUUCUCAGGAAGUGAUGGAUUUGUUGAAAGAAGGAGCCAGAAUAUUCAACAAAAAACCAUCAGAUGAACUGAACGAGCUUCAAACAAUGUUGAAACGAGCACACAUUCAUGAUUCGGAUGCCGAGACGUUUUUCGAAGAGGAUCCAAAAAUUGAAAAUUUGGCUUCUGUGUGGAAAAAAGUACGCGAAUCGGAUUGGUUCAGUGAAAAAAAUAUCGACGAGUUGCGAGAAGAAUUCCAAGCUGUGGAACUCAUCAAACACCGAUUUGGCAUCGAUUUUGUCGUAGAAAAUAAGAAGCCUGAUGGUGGAUUGGCGAUGUUCAAUGAUAAACAGAUGAGAAUAUGCGAUAUUGUGGAAAUGAAGAAAAUUGUGGAACACAGUUCGUUACUCGCAGAUUCGCCUAUUACUAGCGAAAUUAGAAAGCUUAAAGAUGAGAUGGAAAUACUUAAUCGAAAGGUGGCAAAACUCUUCAAACCCCAAUUUUCGUAUUAUAAUUUGUAUGAUAUUAUUUCGGAACGUAAUGAUCUCGCAGAAGUGGUUCGGAAUGGUAAUACUCCAUUGAAUCUGCAAUCAGUAAACACCUCUGCAAAAGACGAAUGGGCUCAGGUUAGCUGCUUCGAGAGCAUUGAGGAGAUGCUGGAUCAUCAAACUUCCUUGAAAAAUAGCUAUAACGAUUAUAUGACGAAACUCGAAACCACAAACGGAAAUCAAGAAAAGGAAAUUUGUGUGUGUCUUGGUACGCCCACUUCGAAAGAGUCGUCAUCGGAAAUUGAAUGCCUACUUUGCAAUGCUAAAUAUCACGUCAAAUGCUCAGAAUGGACCAUACCUUUAAAUGAUUUGCCCGAUGGGAUUUUUCUGUGUGUUCGAUGCCGAAGAGGGCGACGACCGAUAAUUGAAGAUGUUUCGGCAAUUAUAGCAAACGCACCUAAAAACUUUUUCGAAGUUAAUAUAAUUAAAUCAGCAAUUGAAAAAACGCAUGCAGCUUCUCGCGCGUUCCUAUCUGCCGUUGAAACAUGGAAUCCACAUGAUUUGGGGAGUGUUCUAUCGGCUGCUCGUUUCGUACUUUCUUGUGAAAUUGUAGAUCUGAAUAUUCAACCGAAAUUGAACCAGCUUGCAUCUACGAUAUUCCGCCAAUAUAUUGAUAAUAAUUCGAGUGCUUAUGCCGUUCUUCGCGAAAAUCAGUCGUCAACGAAAAUCGCUCCAUCGUCUAUAUUUGCUUUUCGAAUGUCGCCGACAGCAAGGAGAAGCGGUAAAAGAAAUUCGUCGCAGAUUACAAGGGAACCGUCCAAAAAAACGCGAAAGCGAAGCAAGCAGAAGAAUGAUGAGCAAUUGUGCUCAGCCGAAGUAUGUUUGCAGCCAAUGGGAAAAUUUAACGAAGGAGUUCGUUGGAUAAUGUGUGACAUAGGCUGCGAGCGAUGGUUCCAUUGUACGUGUGUUCAACUAACUGAUGAAAUGAUAAACGAUCUAACGGAAUACCGGUGUAAAAAAUGCGAAGCCUCAUCUGGAUCGCCGUCUUCAACAUCAGGCUCAUCGAUUUAG
Messenger RNA from Caenorhabditis bovis, 4398 nucleotides. The record is from the annotation of a GenBank genome assembly. NCBI's taxonomy places the organism in Eukaryota, Metazoa, Nematoda, Chromadorea, Rhabditida, Rhabditidae.